Molecule: messenger RNA, 4432 nt
Organism: Lineus longissimus
Lineage: Eukaryota; Metazoa; Nemertea; Pilidiophora; Heteronemertea; Lineidae
Product: dehydrogenase/reductase SDR family member 9-like
Exons: 7
Coding region: 1615-2883 (422 amino acids)
Biological process (GO): steroid metabolic process
Cellular component (GO): intracellular membrane-bounded organelle
Molecular function (GO): UDP-glycosyltransferase activity; oxidoreductase activity
Source: RefSeq, a predicted model, not a curated record
UCUGUAACAGUAUUAGCGGCUUUGUUAAUCGAUUCGGCUUCAGCUCGGAAGUUGCUUGAGUAUUUCCCUGUUCACCAGUUGCAAGAUGAAGGGAAUUUUCGUCCUAGUCCUUGUGUGGGGGACUUCCUUCUCACUUGGUAAGAAAAUCCUCCUUCUCCCGCUAGUGACCAGGAGCCACGUUCUACAGUUGAGUUCAGUCGGAGAUGGGCUUCUGAAGAAGGGCCACGAAGUCCACAUAGUGGUCCACUCAGGUCUGAAGGUCCCCAGUAAUAUCCUAAAGUCGGGCAUGAAAAUCAUACGAUACAAAACUAGUGAUGAAGAAUUAAAAAUGGACACUGUUGAGUUCCAAAAGAGCCUGGCUGAAGAAGGGGUGACUCCCGUAAAAUUCCGCAAUAUGUUGAAGAUCAUGUGGACAGAUAGUGAAAACAUGGCUGACAACCCCGACCUAAUUGAAAAGUUGAGAAAAGAGAAGUUCGACUUUGCAGUUGUGGAUAGCCCAGGUGGGUGUAUGUCCUGCCUUUACACGAUUCCAUAUAGACUGGGAAUAGAGCAUGCAUCCAUAAGUCCAGUUAUGCCGUUCAAGACCUUGGCGAUGUCACUACAAGUUCCGUUUUUGAAUCCCUCACAGUUAGACCCAACAUUUUCUAUGGUUUCCACCUUCUGGCAGCGUCUUAAAUCGUUCUUGUAUUUCAACAUGAUAUCAGCGGUAUCGACGUGGACAUUUGAUGAGAGGAGAUUGAAAGCUACUUGUGAAACCCCGUUUGAGUCGCUCCAUGAUUUGAUGAUGAAGACACACCUUUGGCUGAUCGACCUCGACCCUUUGGUGGACGUGCCAAAACACCUGGCCCCAAAUAUGGUCAACGUUGGCGGCAUUGUAACAAGCCCACCGCUUCCAUUAGAAGAAGAGUUUAAAGUUUUUGCUGACAGUGCCACUGAGGGGUUGGUGGUCAUCACAUUCGGAGGAAGCAUCGGCUUCCUUCCCGUUGAAUAUGUCAACAGGAUCGUUCAGGCCGUCGAGAAGGUCAAGUACAAGGUCGUAUUCAGGCAAUUGACAAAACCAACGGUAAAAGUGCCUGCAAAUUUAAAGAUUGUUGACUGGGUGCCUCAGAAUGACUUAUUGGCUCACCCGAACACCAAAGUCUUUGUCACUCAUUGCGGCAGCAACGGCCAGCACGAGGCAGUGUAUCACGGAGUCCCAAUGCUGGGGCUUCCGUUAUGCACUGACCAAAUCUACAAUGCUGCAAAACUCACCGCCAAAGGCCUAGGGAGAUAUCUGACACUCGCAACUGUCACCCCAGAGGAGCUAGCAGCCGCCAUUGAAGACGUCGCAACCAAUCCAAGGUACCGCGCCAACAUCCAGAAGGCUUCCACGAUCUUCAAGUCCCGUCCAAUGGCACCUCGAGAGAGGGCAGCGUACUGGAUCGAACACGUUAUGGAACACGGCUCGGAUCAUCUUCAGGCUUACACGAAUCAGUUGGCCUGGUACCAGAUUCUCCUGCUGGAUGUUAUGGCUUUCAUACUCGUGGUCGUGUUGUUAGUUUGUUUCAUCAUUUACAAGUGUGUGAGGUUUAUAUGCAGAAGAUGCACUAGUACAUCACGGAAGGAAAAGAAUGGAUGAUUCGUCUCCCAACCUUCGGGGAGGUGCACAGGAAGUACGUUCUUGUCACAGGUUGUGAUGGAGGUUUCGGGCGCCAUCUUGCCCAUCGGUUGGACAGUAUUGGGUUUCGCGUUUUUGCCGGCGUGGCGACGGAGGAAGGAGAGGAACUAGUCCAGCAGGGGGCGUCUGUUCGGAUUAGACCGGUGCACCUCGAUGUGAGGGACCCUGAAAGUGUCAAGGCAGCUUUAAGAUAUGUCAGGGCGCAUUUGGCUGCAGAUGGUCUGUGGGGCGUUGUUAACUGCGCAGAAGCAGUAGGCCCCGGUGGAUAUUCAGAAUGGCUGGACCGGAAAGACUAUCAGGAAUGCUGGGAUACCAAUGUCCUUGGCCUGACUGACGUCAUCACUACAUUUCUCCCCAUGGUUAAGAAGGUCAAAGGUCGUAUAAUCAACACAUCCAGUGUUGCGGGAAGACUAGGGUUCACCAGUGGUGCCCCCUACAGCAUGGCAAUGCAUGCAGUUGAGGCAUUUUCGGAUAGCCUAAGGAAACAGUUGAAACCAUUUGGCGUCAAAGUCAUCAUCAUCGAGCCUGGCCUCCACAAGAUGAACCUGCUUGGGAAAGAAAGGCGGAAUCUUUGGCAGACCUUCCGGUCCGCUCCGGAAGAAAUCCAGAAGGAGUACGGUGAAGAGUUCGUAAGAAAAUUGCUGCGUUCUGACGUUGACGAGACGCUGGAUAUGCUAAUCAGCUCCGACAUCGAGGCUGUGAUGGACGGCUUUGAGCAUGCGCUGACAUCCCUCUUUCCGAAGAAGAGGUACAGCGUAGGGAGACAGGCAAAGUACGCCUUCAUCCCGAUUAGUUACCUUCCGAGCAGUGUCCAGGACUUCCUGUUGUCACUGAGGAGACCUCAGCCAGAUAUCGUCAAGAGAAGGUUAGAAGAAGCAAAAAAGGUCGCUGAAACUCCUGAAACAACAAAUAUUGGAGAGAGUGAAGGAAACGAUGCUCCUGAUAAUGUAUCAGACUCCAUGACGACGGGGGAUGAGAAAGUGAGUGAGCCAAUCUCCAAGGAAAACGCCGACAUGACGGCCUCGCCGGUCAGGGUCAAUUCCACAAAGUCUCCAACGGAUUCAAACGUUCCUCUUGGAGCCAUAGCUACUAGAAAUGAAACCAUGACAACCGGCGCCACCAUAGCAACCGGUGAGGAAACCAUGGCAGCGAAGGUAGACUGUACCAAGACCAGAGACGUGGAUAUUGACGGUGUUGAAGAAAAGGCGGUCUCGGGAUCGUCAUAGCCUAAUAGACUAAAAUUCAGUUAAUAGAAGAAGUUUGACAAUUAAUCAUGAGAGUUACCAUAGAACGGUACCCAAUCGUCUCAUAAAAUGGAAGCACGCCGGACGUAUAAAACUGUUUCAAUGUUUUUACCACGUCACAGAGCCUUUCUCCAUUUUCGUGACCUCUGGUGAUGCACCUGUUUCACAGAAUCGUUACUAUGGAACCUUCUCCUUAUCCAACGGGCAAUCUGUAAUGACAAGAAAUGAAACGAAAAUGGAAUCUUGUUUGACCAAGACUAAUUCGUUCUAACUGAACCGUUGGAACUAAUUCCGCCGCAGGGCCUGGAAUCAAUUGUAUUAGUGUUCAUCUCGCCUUGAGGUUCGAAUAUGAGAAUGACUCGAAUGAUAUGGGUCGAGGUUAGCUAGUCAAUCUGCUUGAAUCUGUGCCUGGGCUGGAUUGCGGAAAGGCUCACAGUCAAUUACAAAGUCUUCCAAGCAUUGCGGCGGAAGAAGUUCACUUGGCAGGUGUGAUUUUUUUGGCGAAGCAUUGGCUUUGUAUAUAUGCCUGGCAUGUGUUCGAGUACGAGGAGAUGUCAAAUAAAGCAAGCAAGAAGACAAGGCUUAGCACGGUUCACUGACUUACCUUUGAAAGGAAUCCUGAUGUCAAAUUACGUAGGAAAGCGGUCACCAAUGAGAACCAUCCUUUGGCUUGGUCACAUGACGUGUCCUCAACCAAUCCGUGCGUGCAAAGGCGAUAGUUAUCCGAAUUCUGUCUACCCAGUUUCAUGGAAGAUUAGAAUCGCCCAACAAAUAGGUCAUUGCUUUAAAUGUGCUUCAGAGCUUCAGAUAAUUGGUCUGGUCAGGAAAAAAUGCGCUCAUACAGUCCAGAAAUAUGCAAAUUUGGUACAAACACACCAUCAGUAUUGUUUGUUACACAGUUAUAUACACGUGACUAUAUAUCAGGAAAGGAUCUUCUAUAUCUCAACGUCUCUCAGAGAAUGAUUUUACAGGAACUAACAGCUGCACUACAAGGCAUGCUGGUAUAUUGGAAUAUUAUUCACUUGAUUCAACGGUUGGGGGUGGUAUUGAUCUGGUCGUGGCGCAUAGGUCGUUCGAGUGUGAACUAGCUCGGGCCGAGUCGUGUGGGUGCAACGGCUAUUUAGGGUACGUGUCGGUAGACCGGCGCUGGCCCGCCCGCCCCAUGUGGAGCGUAGUGGAUCGAACAUAUUUUAAUUGGCUAAGGCGUCGGCUGAAUAUGCGAUUCGAAGCAAUCUCGCAUGGCUUUAGCAUUGUUUGGUAGCACUGCGGCAGGAAAAUAAAAAAACACUGCCGCAUGCGCUGUAGCAAGCGCACCUACACAAUGCAAAAAUCGUAUGCGUCGUAAAUUAUGAGGAAGUUUUCGCAAAGCCCCAAAACGCCAACGCGAACGCCUAAUCGUGAUAAGCAGGUCUAACAAUGGGAUAUGCGUUCGCGUUGGCUUUUUGGGGGCUUUGGAAAAACUCCCUAUUUCUUCUGGCGAAAUCGUUUCCGUGUAAUAUCACCCCUUAUCAGAAAUACAUCUCAGUGCUAA